Molecule: messenger RNA, 1563 nt
Organism: Talaromyces proteolyticus
Lineage: Eukaryota; Fungi; Ascomycota; Eurotiomycetes; Eurotiales; Trichocomaceae
Product: major facilitator superfamily domain-containing protein
Exons: 7
Coding region: 1-1563 (520 amino acids)
Biological process (GO): transmembrane transport
Molecular function (GO): transmembrane transporter activity
Source: RefSeq, a predicted model, not a curated record
AUGAAAUUAAGAACAUUGAAAGAGUUGGAUAAUUCCGAAGGCACACAUCAGCUUUUUCAAGUGCAGAAUGACACGUCUACGGAGAACCCUGUCCUGAUCCCCCCGCCAUCUGAUGAUCCUGAUGAUCCAUUGCGAUGGCCUAGCUGGAGAAAGGACCUGGCAUUUGGCACAUCAUGUCUCUUUGCUAUGCUCAACAACUUUAGCGGAACAGUUCUGUCCGAUAGCCUCGUUCCUAUUGCCCAGGAUCUAGGUGUAACCAUCGAUUCAACCUCUGGAUUGUUAUCGUGGGUAAUCUUGACGCUGGGUUUGUCGAACUUCAUCUGGGUUCCAACAGCGAAUUGGAUCGGGACUCGUCCAUCCUUUUUACUGGCAUGCAGUAUUGCAUUUAUUGCAGCGUUAUGGGCGUCUCUUUCUCCAACAUUCGGCAGUCUACAAGCAGCUACAGUUGUGGGCGCAUUCGGCGGAGGCGCAUCGGAAGCCCUGAGUGCGGCCAUUAUUAAAGACAUAUAUUUCCUACAUGAACGUGGGGAGAAGAUGGGUUACUAUAUCUUUUCAAUUGCCUCUGGAAGCUCGAUAGGGCCACUCUGCGGAGGAUAUAUAAUUCAAAAGCUUGGAUGGGCCUGGGCUAAGUGGGUAAGCACAAUUGCGCUUGGAGUCAAUUUGCUUCUAUUCGUAUUCUUGCUGCCCGAAACACGAUUUGCCCGAAGCUUGCAAAUCUCCGAUCCAGAGCCAAAAGACGUGGAGGCGGCGGCACAGCGGCCGUUUGGCACGGCCGCCUGCAGCAAGUCAUACCUCAGUAUGCUCAACCCAUGGCCUGGACUGUCGAAGGAUUCCUACUUGGAACUGUUGAUUCGACCUCUUCCAUUAAUUGCUUAUCCCGCAUGCCUCUACUCAACUCUAGUGUCACCGACUGUCAUGAUUAACGUCCUCAGCUCUGUGCUACUCAUUCCUCCGCCGUACAAUUUCUCCAUCGGUGCGGUGGGACUGCUCAACAUCCCAGGGCUAAGUACAUAUCUUCAUUCAAAGUCAAAACCACGAUGUAUUCUAACAUUAAGGAUAGUUGGCCAAGCGAUCGGGGCGGUAAUUGGUGGUGUAUGUAUGGAUAAAUGGUCUGCAUAUCGAGCACGGCGAUCUGGAGGUCUCUUCACACCAGAGAGUAGGCUUAGUCUAAUUUUCAUCCCUUCGGCCGUUGUCUUCGCCGGAAUCGUCUUGUUUGGGUUUGCAGCCCAGCAACAAAUGCACUGGGCGGUAAUAUUCGUCGCAUACGGCUUCAUUAGCCUGGGGCUCACUAGCUCCGUGAGCAUGUCUAUGACCUAUGUCAUUGACACGUACUUCCCUGUGGCAGCAGAGUGCCUCGAGGUGAUCAACGGACUGAAGAAUGUCGUGGCAUUUGGUUUUAUCCACGCAACUAUCCCGUGGUCAUCAGCUCAGGGAUAUGCCAAAAUGUUUGGCACGCUGGCAGGAUUGUUCGUUGCCAUCACGCUAUUGACAGUCCCAUUGAUCUUGGCUGGACCGAAAAUCCGCCAUCAUACCUCGGCGAGAUGGAAGCUGAUUACCUGGUAG